Molecule: messenger RNA, 4750 nt
Organism: Oreochromis niloticus (Nile tilapia)
Lineage: Eukaryota; Metazoa; Chordata; Actinopteri; Cichliformes; Cichlidae
Gene: hcrtr2
Product: hypocretin (orexin) receptor 2
Exons: 7
Coding region: 211-1479 (422 amino acids)
Biological process (GO): circadian sleep/wake cycle process; G protein-coupled receptor signaling pathway; feeding behavior
Cellular component (GO): plasma membrane
Molecular function (GO): orexin receptor activity
Source: RefSeq, a predicted model, not a curated record
GAGCUCGUUGCUCGCUACAAUGUGCUGUGUUGGUGUUUGACCCUGCAGUGGCUUUGAAUGGAGACAGAGGGGAGACCAGCGUCAUUCUGACGAGUGGUCCGUGCGGAGCGCGUUUAGAAUCGCGUUUGCAGUGUGCUCAAACAACCUGCGGUCACUGCAGACGCACCAGCAACAGCUGCAGUUCAUCCGCCACACAAGACACCUGGAAGCAUGUCUGGCAUCACUGGGAACGUGGACUGCGAGGAGUGCUUAUCUUCUGGACAUUUACCCAACAGCACGGAGUUACAUGUGCAUCCCACCUUGGAUGAUGACGAGGAACUUCUGAGAUACAUUUGGAGAGAGUAUUUACACCCCAAGCAGUAUGAAUGGGUUCUCAUUGUGGCUUACAUUAUUGUAUUCUUCGUUUCACUCAUUGGGAACUCGCUUGUUUGUUUUGCAGUAUGGAAGAACCGUCACAUGCGCACCGUGACAAACUAUUUCAUAGUGAAUCUUUCCCUGGCUGAUGUGCUGGUCACCAUCAUCUGCCUGCCUGCGAGUCUUGUGGUAGACAUCACAGAGACGUGGUUCUUUGGAAACACUCUGUGCAAAAUUGUCCCUUAUCUGCAGACCAUCUCCGUUUCUGUAUCAGUCCUAACGCUGAGCUGCAUCGCCCAGGACCGUUGGUAUGCGAUCUGUCACCCACUGAUGUUCAAGAGUACAGCCAAGAGGGCGCGCAAGAGUAUUGUUGUUAUCUGGGUUGUGUCGUGUAUCAUCAUGAUCCCCCAGGCCAUUGUGAUGGAGUGUAGCAGCCUGCUGCCUGAACUCACAAAUAAGACCAGUCUGUUCACGGUGUGUGAUGAGCACUGGGGAGCUGAGAUCUACCCAAAGGUGUACCACACCUGUUUCUUCAUUGUCACAUACUUCGCACCACUGUGCCUCAUGGUCCUGGCAUACAUUCAGAUUUGUCACAAGCUGUGGUGUCAACAGAUUCCUGGAAGCACAUCAGUGCUGCAGAGGAAGUGGAAGUCUAUCAAAUGCUCAGCUCCAACUCCAGGACCGGGGGAGUCGGUGAGGGUUAGAACCAGCACGGUUUGUGCUGAGAUCAAACAAGUCAGAGCCCGGAGAAAGACAGCUCGCAUGCUGAUGGUGGUGCUCUUUGUUUUCGCCCUGUGCUACCUGCCAAUCAGUGUGCUCAAUGUCAUGAAAAGAGUGUUUGGGACAUUCAAGAAGACAAACGACAGAGAGACAGUGUAUGCGUGGUUCACUUUCUCACACUGGCUCAUAUAUGCCAACAGUGCUGCAAAUCCAAUCAUCUACAAUUUCCUAAGUGGGAAGUUCCGCGAGGAGUUCAAAUCAGCCUUUUCUUGUCAUUGUUGUGGCCAGCGUGAAAAUGAGACAAGGAGGAUAAGGACCAGAACGCGCACAGACAGUCGAAAAUCCCUCUCCACUCAAGUUCACAAUGUGGACAACGUGUCACGCAUAUCAGAUCAGAUGGUGUAGUCGUCUUAUAUUCCAGCUGGGGCACCUGAAGGACACGGUGAUCUUUAAGUUAACGUGUGAAAUGUGCAGACCUCAUUAAUUUUGGAUGACAUUUUAAGGGAAAGAAUUGUAUUUAAGGUUUUCUGUUUGGUUGAUUUGAAAAGGACAGACUUUCUCUCUUGUUUUAUGCAAGAAAACAGUUCGUAAUGUUCAGUGUUUUAUAUCUCUCUUUCGUGUGUAGUUUCUGUAAAUUUUGUACGUAUUUUUGUUUUGUUUUGUCUAAUUACGUCUAAUUAAGUAGUAACAUCACCUUUGAUAUAAUGUGCGAACUAACUGGUUUAAGGGAUUUGAAGCUUUAAAGGUGCAGGCGGUCACAUGCCCAUCUCAAGUCCUCAGUGUAAAUGCCCAGAAAUGUAUGUUCCUGUGCACUGAGUAUGUUAAUGAAGCCAGCUCAAUUCAUCAAAGUGCAGAAUAUUCAAUGUGACCCCUGCAUGAACGUGACCGCAAUGUGAAGCCUGUUUCUUUCAUUUGAAACACUCCAGGUUUGUGUUUGGAUAACAUCAGCAAAGCGGACAUUUUCCAGCAAAAUAUAUGUCGCAAAAUAAUCAUCGUGGUUGAAUUUUUCAGCUGUGGGUAAGAGCUGUUCACAGUUACAUUUACUAAGAGCCCAGGCGACUCUAUGGUGGGUUGUUUUUUAUACUGAUGCUAAAUGUAAAAACAAGAAACAUGUCCUGGAUGUGCUUUCCAUUUUUUUGUGGCAGAAGUCUGCAAGCAUGUAUGAAUAAUAACUGUGUUGCCCACAUAUUUUGCUGAUUAUCUGUUAUUACUUAAUUAUCUGCUGUUAUAAGUUAUUACUGGGUCAGAAAAAAGGGAAUUAUGGCAAGAUUUGAAAUUGUUUGCACAGAUGAAAAAACUAUGCUGAAAAAUGUAUUUUGUAAAAUAAUUUUACAUUUUUUAUUUAAAGUGUAAGUAAAUAUUUAUUGUGAUAGAUUUAUGUAUCAGUAUCAGAAAACAAAGGCAAAUCUUGAUCUCUGAUUCAUCAGGACAUUUUUCUGCUCCAGAACUCUUGGUAUCAAUGUUUUGACCUUUUCUUGAUAAGAAAUGAUUGUACUGACAGCUACAAUGCGUAGUGUUUUUCUUCUUCUUUCGUAUACUUCAUUGUUUCUUUUGCAGGAAUGGCCUACUCGUACUUGAUGACACACUGGGAAGUUGCCUCUGAGCAUCUCUGAUAGAGCAUCUGGGAGGUCAAAGGCUUUGAUCAAGGGCAUCUCAGUGGUGAAAAUGAGGCAAUUACAAACAUGCUUUUUCAUGUUCCCCACCAAAAAUUACUUGCUGCUGCAGAGACCGCACGUAUGAAGCCUUCUUCCCAUUUCUAACCACGACAGUGAAUUUCCCAUUUCAAACAUGUCUCAUUCAGAUGAGCAGCUUGCAGCCUGACUCAGUAAUUGCAGUCAUUCGUAGCAGAAGUAAAAGGCAAAAUACGCAGCCGAUUUGGAUUGUCAACACUUUGCUGUGGUGGUUCAACAGCAUUGGUUUAGAACGGCAGUCAGUCAGGCAUAUAGUAUUUGGUGAUAUCUUAAAUGAUUUUAUCUGCAUGAGCUAGCAUUUAAAGACAACUGCUGCAGCUUGCCCCGUGUGUCACUAUCAGCCUGAGAAGCACAGUUAAUGCCCACAUACAUCAUUUUUAAAAAGGGCAUUCCCUAAACUGUACUGUUUGUAUGUGUGCCGAAAUGUUAACGCUAACAUGCAGAGCUAUUUUUAUUAGUUGCUUGCGAGUUUGAUUUUAUGUCAGUGAAUGAAAUCUACACACACAAAUACACAUAUGGUGAACCCUGUUCACAAGCAGCGACGACUUUUUGUCAGACCCCUCAUCCAAACAGCAUCAGAUAUGACUUCCUUAAAACCGCAGCAAUUGCCUAGGGUGAAGUGGAUCAGAGUAAUGGUUGUGCAGAACAGAAAGACAUGCACACACCUCUUUAUGCAGAGAGCACCCCGAUUAAACAGAUGUCCCUUCAACCGUAGCUUCCAUCUUUCUUGAGAACCCCUCACCCAAUGAACAUGAGUAAGCGGCUGAAGCCAUUCAUUUUAGCUACUUGCACAUUUCUGGAAGAAGAUAAAAGCAGAAAAUUUCUUUAAAGAGUAUUUGCAAAGAUAUUUACAGCUGUACACUGCAGCACACUGGAAUCUCAGAGAAUCCACAUCCUCAAACAUACAGCACAACAAGGUUUGCAGUCAGAAGCAAAUAUUGAUCAUCAGUGUAAUCAGCAGUAUAGAAAAUCCUUCAAAGCGCUAUAGUUUGGAUGCAAAGUAUAAAAAUGAAUAAACAAGGAGGAUGUGGAACUCUUGUCAAAUCAGGCUAAUCAAUUCAAAUGAAACUGAAAAGGCAAUCAGGGAAAAGGCAUAAUAUGAAAGAAUGACAGAAAAAACAGUAACAGGAAACAGAGAGGAAAACAAUCCCUGCCAGGGCAGCUUGAUUGUAAUUAAUCUAGGUUUGAUUGUUCAGUUCAGCUUGAUGUGUUUAAUGUGUGGGGAAAUUGUUUAUGAGCAUAGAUUUGAUUUAUUAAUUAUGUUAAUAUUUUAUAGACUUUAAACUACGACUAUUCAUUAUGUUUAAAGCAUGGCACAACAAUGACACAUGCUGGACAUUUUUCACCAGAAUUUCUUCAUUUUUGAACUAAAUGUGAAAUGUUUGCAUCCCCACAUCAAGUAUUUAGAAAACACCUCUCAGCCCAGGUCUUGAUUGCUGUUCAGAGUGAAACAGUCCAUACAAUUCUCUUCAACAACUUCUGAAUAGACAUGAAGCUGUCGAAUUAAAGUCUCUUCUUUUUGCAUCAUUUUUUAAGAAAAUGUAUAAUGUAUGUUGUAACUUUUUCCAGUGCACUUUAAGCCUUUUUGCCUUCCAGUGUUUCAUACUUCAUUGUGCAACACUUUGAUCAAUAUUUGUUGACUUUUUUUUGCUUGAUAAAUAAAUCAUCUUGAUUGGAGGCUUUAUGAGAGUUAAUCACUGUUGACUUCUAGCCACUAGGGAGCAGCAGAAAUGAGCUAAAACGAGAAGGUUGCUUCAAACUGACUUCAAAUUGGGCGGAGUUGUUAGCAAAGCCAUCCAUCUUGCAAAUGACUCUGCUGACAUGUAACAUUUGCGUAAAAGCCGAUGUCACUCAACGUACAGGUCAGACCAAAGCAAUCACCUAAAAAAACGAAAAGCAAUUUACAGCUGAGGGUGAACACUGUUUGUUUAUCACUAAACACAUGUAUACAUAUACAUGGUUGGUACCUAAGGCAGUGUUGUGUU